AAUAGAGAGACAGAGUGAGAGAGAACGAGAGAGAGAAAAAGAGAGGCAGAAAAGGUGAGAGAGAGACAGAGAUACAAAGAGAAAGAGACAGAGAGAGAGGAAAAAUUAGAGAGAGGUGCACAUAAAGUGUCUGAGUAGAUAAAGAAAGAGAUAGUGUGGUUGAGAGAGAAGGGGAGAACGUUUAGAUCUGGGCUAUGUGUAUAGCAGUAGAUAGUUAGCUUAACAUAUACAUAGCCUACAUAAUCUGUGAGACAGAGGUUGUCUAAAGAGCAGUUGGAUCAAUCUCUAACUGAGUCCUAAAGUUUGAGCCAUAAACAUCCAUGGAGUUUACCAGACGUUACCUGCCCAUGGAAUGGGAGGAACGGUGGAGGAAAGAGAAGGAAAGGAGGAGAAGGGUGAUUGAGGAAGGAGGAGAAGAGGUAGAAGCGGACGAUCGAAAGCUGAGGUGGAUUGUGGCCUACAACAACAACCGGAUGGGCGUGACAAGGAGAAAGGAGAAAGAGGGAGCAAGGGUCAAGAAGAGGAACGACAGCACGGCAAGCCAGGGAGAAGAGGAAGAAGAAGAGGAAGUGUCAGAGGAGAGGAGGGAGGGACUGGGAGAUGAAGAGAAGGUUCAUACAUUCUACAGACAUACCUAUCCUAAAGAGGUGUUCCAGGGUCUGGAGCAGCUCAGGGACUCCUCUCUCCUCACUGACCUGACUCUGAGCACUGAGGAUGGGCAGCAUCUUUAUGCACACUCCCCUGUCCUGGCUGCUGUGAGCACCCUUGUCCACCAGAGACUGCAAGAGAGGGAUGAAGAGAUGGAGAAGAGGAGGGGGAGGAGUGAUGUUGACAUGGACAUAAAGACAGAGAUAUUCAUCAGUCUGGGUCCUGAAGUGGGGCUUGUGGGGCUGGCAGGGGUAGUGGAGUUUGCCUACACUGGGGGCUUAGCAGCUCUGAACAGACACACACUGGCCCAGAUACAGACUGCAGCUACAACACUAGGGGCCCCCAGAGUACUAGAACUCUGCAGUGAAGAGGAGGAGAAAAUGAAGAAGGGAGUAGAGAAGAGGGCAGAAGAGAAGAAUAUCUCUACUGAAGAACAGAUGAAGGUCAGUCUUCAGUCCAUCAGAGAGCUGUGGGCAGAGAGAGUGGGCUGUGAUGUGGAGCUGCAGGUUGGAGGAACAUCAUUCCAUGUCCACAGAGUGCUCCUGGCUGCCAGUAGUGACUACUUCAGGGGAAUGUUUACCAGCGGGAUGAGGGAAUCACAGCAGCCCUGUGUGGCUCUUCCCUUCCUGGAGGCAUCCGAGCUUGAAGCUCUGAUUGGCUGUUCCUACAGCGGGUCCCUCUCCCUCAGCUGGGGGUGUGUCUUUGAGAUCACCUGCACCGCCCUGCAGCUCCAGUUCCAGCCCACCCUCUUGCUGUGCCUUGAUUUCCUGGAACGGGAAAUGGAUGCCCACUCAUGUCUGGAUGUGGCCUCCUUUGCCCUGGCUUAUGAGAUGCCGGGACUCCUCGAGGAGGCAGAGGACUUUGUUCUGAGGAACUUCCAAGAAGUGUCUACCAGCCUGAAAUUCCUGGACCUUCCGGGUGAUAAACUGCUGGAUUUUCUCCACUCUGACGGCCUCUGUGCGCCCUCAGAGCUGGCCGUGUUCAGGGCUGUGGUGGUCUGGGUAGAGGCCAACCCGGCAGAGAGGCUAGCCCAGGCCCAGGAGCUGAUGACAGGAGUCCGCUUCCAGCUCAUGACCUUUAAGGAGUUCAGAGAGGUCAGGGCAAUCAACCUGCGCAUGGAAUGCAGCAGCGACACAGAGGUGGAUCUGUACGGCUCAGCCCUCAAAGAGUUUGGCUUUAGUCUUCCCGAGACCCUGGACCAGUGCCGGAUCCGACGGCCCAAAGACGCCCUGGUUCUGGUCGGAGGCGACCAGCUGGAUCCUGACUUGGGUAAACGGCUUCCCAGCAGGCAGCUGUGGUUCGCUAACUCCCUCCGCACCGGAACAGGCCUGGUGAAGGUCAUGGACUGGAGGAUUCUGGGAGAGAUACCAGAGAAGCCCAGGUUUAGACACGGGGUGGGGGUGAUGGAGGGGCGGCUGUACGUUAUCGGAGGGUGUGAGUUCUACACAAAGACUGAUACGCUGAAAUCAGUAUACAGGUAUGACCCCAUGCAGGACAGCUGGCAGAAGUUGGCUGACAUGCAGGAGUACAGGAGUAACUUCUCGGUGGUGGUGUGGGGUGAUCGUCUCUACGCCAUCGGAGGAGACAUGGACAUGAAUACCAACCUGGACAGUGUGGAGGACUACAGCCCCGUAUCUGACACCUGGAGCUUUGCCAAGCCUCUGGACCAGGCCCUGAGUGGCCACGCUGCCACAUUGUUGGAUGGAGAGAUCUUCAUCUCAGGGGGGUUCGACUGCAAGUACCAGUGUCUGACGUCCAUGUUCCUGUACCACCCUGAGAGAGGAACUACCUACCUGGCAGAGAUGAGCCAGGAUCGGGCCCAGCACUGUAUGGAGGUCCUGCAUCAUGGUGGUGGUGGUCUCUGCGUGGUUGGAGGGGUGUGUAACCUACGUACGUUCUACACCGACCAGCUGGCCUGUGAGGUCUACGACCCUGUUAGUGACUCCUGGAGCGCCCUCACGCCCCUGACCAUCCCCCAUGUUGGAGCAGCCUCUGUGGUUCUGGAGGGGAAGAUCUAUGUGCUGGGAGGAUACUGCCAAGAGGACUACAGGGAGACCAGACUGGUUCACCGAUAUGAACCCAUUACCCAACGUUGGGAGAAUAUAGGCAAGAUACCCGGACCUAACACUGACAUAAGAGCCUGUUUGCUCCACCUGCCCAAACACUUGAGACAAUGAGAGAGGGAACUUUCGAGGUUGAUAAAGUUCCACAUUACAUUGAAGUUGUUUUUUUAUGAACUGAAAAACACUUAGAAAGAGGCAGGACUACUUUAAUGCUCCACCUGCUUGCCCACUAGAGGAAAUAACACAAUGAGAGAGGGAAGGUCACAUGGUGAGAAAGAGGGCUGGGUUUGCCAUAUAUAAAAUAAAAUAAAUCUGACUAAAACACAGAGAAAGAGCUAUGCUGGCAUUUGUGAAUCUACAGGUGCGAAAAAAAAAACAUCUCCACGGUUCUGUCUGUUGGGAUAUGUCAAUAUUUGGGAUUCAUCUCAGAGAAAGCUUUGUUGUCAAGGUCUGCAUAGCCAUCAAUUGAAAAGCCUCAUAUUCACCAUUAAUAGCAAACUGGAGGACUGAACUAUCUAGCUACAUACUGUACCAUUGGAUUUGAUAUAUUAUUCAAUUAUAUUUAAAAACGGAAGUGUUUGACGAAAUUUGGUAACCAUAUGUUGAUCACUUUGGGGAUGUGUUGG
This is a messenger RNA of Oncorhynchus gorbuscha (pink salmon), 3337 nucleotides long. Its product is annotated as kelch-like protein 33. The record is from RefSeq and is a predicted model, not a curated record. NCBI's taxonomy places the organism in Eukaryota, Metazoa, Chordata, Actinopteri, Salmoniformes, Salmonidae. The transcript has 5 exons. Bases 321 to 2825 code for a protein of 834 amino acids. Gene Ontology annotation, molecular function: protein binding.